AUGUCACCUCGACAGCUUAUACCGACAUUAAUUCCGGAAUGGGCACCAUUAUCCCAGCAAUCGUGCAUAAGAGAGGAUGAGUUAGAUAGUCCCCCGAUAACGCCUACGAGCCAGACAUCUUCAUUUGGUUCUUCUUUUUCUCAACAGAAACCAACCUAUAGUACAAUUAUAGGAGAAAAUAUACACACGAUCCUGGAUGAAAUUCGACCAUAUGUGAAAAAAAUAACUGUUAGUGACCAAGAUAAGAAAACUAUAAACCAAUAUACGCUAGGAGUCUCUGCAGGAAGUGGACAAUUUGGUUAUGUACGAAAAGCGUACAGUUCUACUUUAGGCAAGGUUGUUGCUGUCAAGAUUAUACCAAAAAAACCUUGGAAUGCCCAGCAAUAUUCAGUAAAUCAAGUAAUGAGGCAAAUCCAGCUUUGGAAGAGUAAAGGAAAAAUAACGACAAAUAUGAGUGGUAAUGAGGCUAUGAGACUUAUGAAUAUCGAAAAAUGUAGGUGGGAAAUUUUUGCGGCUUCAAGACUUCGAAAUAAUGUUCAUAUUGUGCGACUAAUAGAAUGCUUGGACUCUCCUUUCAGCGAAUCUAUCUGGAUAGUCACUAAUUGGUGCAGCCUUGGUGAACUACAGUGGAAACGUGACGAUGAUGAAGAUAUUUUACCGCAAUGGAAAAAAAUUGUGAUUUCAAAUUGUAGUGUUUCUACAUUUGCCAAAAAAAUCCUGGAGGAUAUGACAAAAGGGUUGGAAUAUUUGCAUUCUCAGGGUUGUAUUCAUCGUGAUAUCAAACCGUCCAAUAUUUUAUUGGAUGAAGAAGAAAAAGUAGCGAAACUUUCUGAUUUUGGAAGUUGUAUUUUCACUCCCCAAUCAUUACCUUUCAGCGAUGCUAAUUUUGAAGAUUGUUUUCAGAGGGAAUUGAACAAAAUUGUUGGUACUCCGGCAUUUAUUGCACCAGAGCUAUGUCAUUUGGGCAAUUCCAAAAGAGAUUUUGUGACGGAUGGCUUUAAGUUGGAUAUUUGGUCAUUGGGAGUGACACUAUACUGCUUACUGUACAACGAGCUGCCAUUUUUCGGGGAAAAUGAAUUCGAAACCUACCACAAAAUCAUCGAAGUAUCAUUGAGUUCCAAAAUAAAUGGUAAUACUUUAAACGAUUUAGUCAUUAAAAGGUUAUUGGAGAAAGACGUUACUUUACGCAUAAGUAUUCAGGAUUUAGUAAAGGUUUUGUCGCGUGACCAGCCCAUAGAUUCUAGGAAUCACAGUCAAAUUUCAUCGUCCAGUGUGAACCCCGUAAGAAACGAAGGUCCUGUAAGAAGAUUUUUUGGUAGGCUACUGACUAAAAAAGGAAAGAAAAAGACCUCAGGAAAAGGGAAAGACAAGGUAUUGGUAUCUGCAACUAGUAAAGUAACACCUUCGAUACAUAUCGACGAGGAACCGGAUAAAGAAUGUUUUUCGACUACGGUCCUUAGAUCUUCGCCAGACUCGAGCGAUUAUUGUUCAUCGUUAGGGGAGGAAGCCAUUCAGGUUACGGAUUUCUUAGAUACUUUUUGUAGGUCAAAUGAAAGCUUACCUAAUUUGACUGUGAAUAAUGAUAAGCAGAAUUCGGACAUGAAAACUGACAGAAGCGAGUCAUCCUCUCAUUCGUCAUUGAAAAUCCCAACACCUAUCAAAGCCAUGAUAAGACUAAAGAGUUCCCCUAAAGAGAACGGGAACAGAACCCAUAUUAAUUGCUCACAGGACAAACCGAGUUCCCCACUAAUGGAUAGGACUGUUGGAAAGCGCACGGUUAACAAUUCAGGGGCUAGAAAGCUUGCUCAUUCAAGUAAUAUUCUCAACUUUAAAGCAUACAUAAAUUCGGAAGAUAGUGACAUUCGAGAAACAGUAGAAGAUGUAAAAACGUAUCUGAACUUUGCAGAUAAUGGUCAAAUAUAG
Messenger RNA from Saccharomyces cerevisiae S288C, 1923 nucleotides. RefSeq names its product serine/threonine protein kinase ELM1 (gene ELM1). The record is from RefSeq and is marked reviewed. Gene Ontology annotation, molecular function: ATP binding; protein serine/threonine kinase activity; protein kinase activity. Lineage: Eukaryota; Fungi; Ascomycota; Saccharomycetes; Saccharomycetales; Saccharomycetaceae. The coding region runs from base 1 to 1923 and encodes 640 amino acids. The transcript has a single exon.